CGAGAAAGGGGGUUGCCAAGGGAACUGAGGCAUGGGAUGCCUUCCUGGAAGGGCCCGGCAGCGGCAUGAGGGGCCCCAACUCAAGAUGACCAGCCCAGCCCCAGCCUGGCCCCUCACUGCCUCCACGCUGGUGCUCCUGCUGCUCCUGCUGCCCUGGGACCCCAGCAGGGCCACUGAGCCCCCAAGCUGCACCUUCCCUGACAGCCCCAUCAGCUCCACGUUCCUCCAAACCAUCGGCAGAUUGUCUGACUACUUGCUCACGGAUUACCCUGUGGAAGUCCCUGAUAAUCUCCAGGUGGAUGAGCGCUGCCGGGCCCUGUGGCACUUGUUUUUGGCCAAGAAGACCCUCGACCGCCUGGAGCUGGUGGCUGGGCAGGAGCUGAAGAAACUCCUGGACAAAGUGUGCGCUGAGAUCAGCUUUGUCAGGAAAUGCUUCUCCGAGGCCCUUCCUGUCUGCCUCCACUUCCGCAAGGCCAACAUCUCUCACCUCCUCCUGGAUAUCUCCAGCCACCUGGAGGCCCUGCAGCCCCUCAUUAGCAGCCAGGACUUUGGGCCCUGCCGGCGGCUUCGCUGCCAGCCAGAGCCCUCCACUGUGUCUACACUGCCCUCCCCUGGAGGUCUCGGGGCCCUGGGAAAUACUUCAGCCCCCCCCAAACCCUCCACCUUCCUUCUGCUGGCCCUGGGGGGGCUGCCAAUCCUGCUGUUCUUGAUCCUGGUGGCUGCCUGGAGGUGGAAGCAAAGGAAGAGGCAACUGAGGCCCCCAGGAUCUCCCCUGUCCCCCAUACCCCAGAGCCCCCCAGACUCUGUCCCCCAGGAGAGGCAGCUGAUGGUGCUUUGAAAGAAGAUAUCAGUGUCUGGUGGGCCUUGAAGGCCAAGCCCAGGAGCUGAGACCACCUCCUGCAGGAAGCCCUCCAUGAGCCCCUCAGGUUCAGACCAGCAGCAGCGGCAUCUCUUGCAAGCCCGAGUGCCUCUCCUCCCGGGACUCUGGUGCCCCUGCCAACGGGCACCUCCUGCCCCUUCUCUGUCCUCCAGAAAGGGGGUGCUGGCAGGGUCCCCUGCGCCCCCCAGAGCCAGCCCAGAGGAUGUAUAUAAAACAUUUUCCAAU
Messenger RNA from Gracilinanus agilis (Agile Gracile Mouse Opossum), 1105 nucleotides. RefSeq names its product fms related receptor tyrosine kinase 3 ligand (gene FLT3LG). Gene Ontology annotation, biological process: positive regulation of cell population proliferation. The record is from RefSeq and is a predicted model, not a curated record. The coding region runs from base 32 to 838 and encodes 268 amino acids. Gene Ontology annotation, cellular component: membrane; cell surface. The transcript is spliced from 8 exons. Gene Ontology annotation, molecular function: cytokine activity; receptor tyrosine kinase binding. NCBI's taxonomy places the organism in Eukaryota, Metazoa, Chordata, Mammalia, Didelphimorphia, Didelphidae.